AUGUCUCAACAAUCGGACAUCAAGUUGUACACCACACAGACGCCUAACGGCAUAAAGAUUUCGAUAACUUUGGAAGAGCUAGGCCUUCCUUACACAGUCCACAAGAUCGACAUCUCUAAGAAUACACAAAAAGAAGAAUGGUUCCUGGAAAUUAACCCCAAUGGACGAAUUCCUGCGCUCACCGAUACCUUCACUGAUGGCCAAACUAUCAACCUCUUCGAGUCUGGAAGUAUCAUGGAAUAUCUUGUCGACCGCUACGAUACGGAUCACAAGAUCAGCUUCCCUAAGGGCACACGCGAAUGGUACACAAUGAAAAACUGGCUCUACUUUCAAAAUGCUGGCGUUGGGCCCAUGCAAGGUCAAGCUAACCAUUUUACGCGGUAUGCACCCGAACACAUUGAUUACGGUGUCAAGCGAUACCAGAACGAAACUCGUCGUCUCUACUCCGUGCUAGAGAAGCAUCUUGCCUCAGACAACAAGGCUUACAUAUGUGGUGAGAGAUGCACGAUUGCUGAUAUCGCCCACUAUGGAUGGGUCGCUUCUGCAGGUUGGGCAGGCGUCGAUAUUGACGAAUUCCCUUCGCUCAAAGCCUGGGAGGAGCGCAUGACAUCCCGUCCUGGUGUCGAGAAGGGUCGUCACAUUCCUGACCCUCACUCCAUCAAAGAACUUCUCCAAGACAAAGACAAGAUGGAAAAGUACGCUGCAGAAAGCCGCAAAUGGAUCCAGGGAGGAAUGAAGCAGGAUGCUGAGAAGCAAAAGUAA
Molecule: messenger RNA, 762 nt
Organism: Alternaria burnsii
Lineage: Eukaryota; Fungi; Ascomycota; Dothideomycetes; Pleosporales; Pleosporaceae
Product: glutathione s-transferase ii
Exons: 5
Coding region: 1-762 (253 amino acids)
Source: RefSeq, a predicted model, not a curated record